This is a messenger RNA of Oikopleura dioica, 753 nucleotides long. NCBI's taxonomy places the organism in Eukaryota, Metazoa, Chordata, Appendicularia, Copelata, Oikopleuridae. The record is from the annotation of a GenBank genome assembly.
AUGAAUUCGCUUUUGAACAAACUUGUAUUUUUCGCCGUCGCGUUUUAUAGCCUUGUCGAGGGGUUCGAGCUUUUUGUACUCACAGAUGGACCGAGAGACAAAAUCACACACCAUAGAAGAUGGAAGGCUGCGAAGACAUGGCUAACUCACGUGAUCGAUGCGACCAAAAUUGGAACUGAGAUCCACUUCAUAACUUCUUCGGACCCAAAUCAUAAAGUCAACAUUCGACAUGCUUCUGGAACUCGUGACAUUCACUCAAGAAUUUCUUAUUUGGGACGACCCGGAUAUGAUACUUACUCCGCGAUUGUCUCCCUUGCGCAUCAAUUAGAAGACGACAAAGAGAAUCGAUUCAAUCUGAAUGAUCUGAAGGCACUCAUCCUUCUUACUGAUGGCGACAUUGGAGUCGAUAUCGAAGCAAACUGCUUUGUUAGCCCCAACUUCGAAAUCUUCGACAAAUCGUCCAACUGUGGUAAAAUUUAUCUAGACGCGUUGAACUACGCCACAAAGCCAGGGCAGCUCAGUUCCAUAGAUCUUGUGUUUGUCGUCAACUGGGCGACGGAUGAGCUUAUCGACCAGUCGUUAAUCAAGGCGAUGACGAAAAUAUUUCCAGACUCGAGAAUUGUCUGCGGUACUCUUGACAGUCUCCGUGAAACUGCAGUUGAGCUUCUCCGUGAGCUGAACACUGAUAUAACUGACGAACCAAAGCUGUUUGCUCCCGAAAUUCGCAUGCUUGAUCAACUCGUUGAUCACUAA